AUGUUGCUCUCUAUCACAACCUACCACCAUUUCCGAGACUCACAGCAUCUGCCCACCCCAAUGUUUUCGGUCCCUACUGAAGUGCCGAGUAUCGGCGAGAUGAUCUUACCUACUGCGGUAUUUGGUCUUCUCAUCGUCGUGGUCACCAUCUACAAGUUCGCCUUCGCGAUCAGCGAAUAUGACAACCUUGGUUUGCCAUUGGCCGGUGAGCCGGAUGGCGCAAAGCGAUUCAGUCUCAAGUCGCGCCUGCGAUACUACUACGACUGUGCGGCUUUGUACACGGAUGCGUACUACCGGAACGGCAGAGCCGCCCUGGUUCCUGGUUACGGAGGGCGAGCGGAUCUGAUCCUGCCCAAGAGUUCGACCGAAUGGGCCACCGCGCAGCCUGACAGUGUGCUCAGCGUCUCGCAGGCCUUCCUGCAAGCCAACUUAUCGUCCUACUCGCUGGGCCACUCACGCUACUGGGGCGACCCGUGGCAGUUCGCACUGGUCAAGACGCAGCUGAACAACAUGAUGAAUUCGCUCAUCCCGGCUGUCGACGAUGAGUUACACCACAUCGUGCCCUCAGUCCUGGGUACGGACACCAAUUCUUGGAAGGAGGUGCACCUGGACGAGGCGGUGCGGAUGAUUGUGGCGGGCUCGUCCAGCCGGUUCACCGUGGGGUCGCCCCUCUGCCGCAACGAGGAUUACCUGAAGCGCACCCUGUCCAUAAUCGACGGGGUGAUGAUCACCGCCAUCAUGGGCAACUGUCUGCCAGGUAUCCUCCUGCUUGUCGCCGUCCGUCUGGCCAGUCUACACACCUGGCGCAACCUAAACAAGAUCAAGAAUCAUAUCAUACUACAGUACCACGAACGACUGGCCGCACUCGAGAAGGACCCCGAUGACCAACCUCAGGACCAGCUUCAGGUCAUGCUGCGGUUCGCACAAAAGAAACGGCCCCGAGAGAUCAACGACCUGGGCAUCAUGGCCACGCGCCUGGCGGCCUCCAAUUUCGUCAGUAUGCACCAGACGGCCGGUACCGCCGUGCAGAUGCUACUCAACAUGGCAGUUGGGAUUUCUGCUGGUGCCUUGUCUCUGUGCAAACCAGGGACGACCCGAUACAAGGAAUUCUGGUAUGGGUUUUCGCACUGA
Aspergillus affinis is the source of this 1131-nucleotide messenger RNA. RefSeq names its product cytochrome P450. The record is from RefSeq and is a predicted model, not a curated record. Lineage: Eukaryota; Fungi; Ascomycota; Eurotiomycetes; Eurotiales; Aspergillaceae. Gene Ontology annotation, molecular function: heme binding; oxidoreductase activity, acting on paired donors, with incorporation or reduction of molecular oxygen; monooxygenase activity. Bases 1 to 1131 code for a protein of 376 amino acids. The transcript is spliced from 3 exons.